CCUGAUAAACCAUGAUACUGAGCGUAUAAAACACCACCACUGAAUAUUCUGUACAAUAACACAACAAUCCCAUUGGAUGUUAUUAAACUGGACCUGGGGAUUGCUGGGAAAUCUGAAUCUGGAAAAGAUCUCCCAGAUUGUGAAUGUGGGUUUAUUGAUCUAUGAAGGCACUCAGGCAAUGGCACAGGCUGGCGUUCUAGCGGUGGCACUGUGUGGAUUACUGGUUGCCCGGGGCGACCUAAUGAAACAGGCCCGCACACCUUUGCUGCCCAAUCGGCCGUUUGUAGUCUUGUGGAACGCGCCCACUGAAUCCUGCCGUCUUCGAUUCAAGGUGGAUUUGGACCUUAGCGUCUUUGACAUUGUUGCUAACCACAACGAGACCCUGAGCGGCCCCAAUGUGACUAUCUUUUACCAUAGCCACCUUGGUUAUUACCCCUAUUACACCAGCUCUGGAAUUCCCAUCAACGGAGGCCUUCCUCAGAACCAGAGCUUGAGCAAACACCUCAGCAAAGCCCGAGCAGACAUUGAUAAGCUCAUCCCCUUCAAGGACUUUCACGGCCUGGGCGUCAUUGAUUGGGAAAAUUGGCGUCCGCAGUGGGUGCGCAACUGGGGCUCGAAAGACAUCUACCGGAACAAGUCCAAGGAGCUUAUAAGGAAACUGCAUCCGAGUUGGCCGCAAAGCAAGGUGGAGAAUGAAGCCAAGGAGAUGUUUGAGAAAGCUGGACUGGCGUUCAUGAACUCCACGCUUCUGCUGGCCGAAAGUCGUCGGCCGCACGGCCUCUGGGGUUUUUAUCUCUUUCCUGACUGUUACAAUUAUGGUUACAAGCAGCAUCCAUUGCGUUACGGUGGAGAAUGUCCUAAUGUUGAGCACGUUCGCAAUGACCACCUGAUGUGGCUGUGGAAGGGGAGCACAGCCCUCUAUCCUUCCAUCUAUCUCGACUAUGAACUCAAGUCCUCACCCAACACGGUGAAAUUUGUGCACUAUCGUGUCAAGGAGGCCAUGCGGAUUGCCUCAAUUGCUCGGAAUGACUAUACAUUGCCGGUUUUCGUCUACUCGAGGCCCUUUUAUGCCUACACAUUUGACGUUCUGUCAGAGAGUGACCUGAUCCACACUAUAGGAGAAAGUGCAGCGUUGGGGGCCACUGGAGUCGUCCUGUGGGGUUCUUCUGAAUAUUCAAGAUCUGAGAGAAACUGUUUAACCGUUAAGAACUACAUCGACGGUCCACUGGGUCAUUAUGUGAUCAACGUGACCUCGGCUGCCAAGUUGUGUAGCAAAGCCUUGUGCAAGAAGAACGGCAAAUGUGUCCGUAAGAGUCUGGACUCAUGGGCCUACCUGCACCUCAACCCUCGUUUCUUCAACAUCCAACUCAACCGAGGCAUCCAUGGACCACGCUUCCAUGUCAGCGGCCACCUGAACAAUCUCGACAUCCUGGAUAUGAAGCAAAAGUUCACCUGCCAGUGCUACCAAGGCUGGACCGGCAUCUACUGCGAGAUGCCUCAGGAAGCGAAGUCCAUCGCCCCACACCCAAGGAACGGUGUUUUGGGAGAACUGCUGGUUGUGUUGUCUCUGCAUUUCUCCUGUCUGUCUGCCAUCGUGUUCUUGGGUCUUUGCCUCAUCCUUAAGUGUCUGAUACUGUAAGACUGAUGUCUGGUUUAUUUUGCAAUUGUAACUCACACUGGGAGGUUGUCACAAAGGUUACAUCUCAGUUACGAUAAAGUAUAAUUAAAGGUAUAGUUCACCCAAAAAUGAAAAUUCUGUCAUCAUUUACUCACCCUCUUGUCAUUUCAAACCUGUAUGACUUUCUUUCUUCUGUAGAACACAAAAGAAGAUAUUUUGAAGAAUGUUGUUAACUGGCACCAUUGACUUGCAUUGGUUUGGUGUCCAUACAGUAAAAGUCAAUUGGUGCCGGCAUUGUUCGGUUAACAACUUUCUUCAUACAAGUUUAAAAUGACAAAGGUCAUAUAUACAGUAAAUGAAGAUAUUUUGAAGAAAGUUGGUAACCGAACAAUGCCGACACCCAUUCACUUCUAUUGUACAGACACAAAACCAAUGCAAGUAAAUGAUGACAGAAUUUUUGGGUGAACUCAUUAAAACAAAUGUGCAUGUUCUCUAUAGUGUGUUUUAAAUAUGUUUAAACUAUACAGUACAAUAUCUGUUUGUCAAAACAAAGAUUUACCUGUUAUGUUUUAUGAAUGUGUUUUAUAAUUGUUUCCCUGGUUACAUUUCUGAAGAGUCUGAAUAGUUGUCAGUCUAACAGCAUCUUAUUUUGGGACAACUUACCCCAUAUGCGUACCCUGCUAUAUAGGCAAUGUUAUCACUGGGGUGGGAUGGAAAUGUUCAAUAACUUUUUUCGUAGCCAAGAAUUUCUUGACAUGUCUUGAUAAAAAGCUGGUCAUGGUCCCCCAAACAUGAAUGCACUUAACUGGUUUAGACCAACAUAUUUUCUAUUCUAUAUUUAAAAAAUAUCCAACAAAGUAAUGAAUGGACCACAUCUUCUCUUUUUAUUAUUAUUAUUAUUUUGUCGUAUAGGAAUCUGUUUCUUUCCCACACAAACUGAGGUGAAUUUUCUCAACUAUUUCCCAAUAAAUAACAUAAAAUUGUAGUUGGUAGACCAAGAUGUCUUAUGUUAGACCGGAGAUUGUGAUUCAGCUAGUCAAUCUAAACAGUCAAAUUACAAACCCCGUAAAAACUCGAAUUUCUGCUCAUUUUAAAUUAAAAAGCACAGAGUGUUUCCAUUAACAUUUAACAUUUUCUCUAGGAGAUUUGAGGUAUAUGACUGUUCAGUGUUACAUAAUAACUAUGGUUUAAACAAACACUAUGUGGUGACUUGAUUUGGAAUAUUGAAACUUUGGUUUUGUGUUCAUUUAUUCUAAGACCAACAUUAACAAAAAACAAACAGGUUCUCAGCUUUGAGGCUCGAAAGAUUUUUCGCUCUUCUACAACUCUGGACAGGAUUUAAAUAUUUAUACACAUUUAUGUUAUUUGCUGAACCUGGCACAUUACAGAUCAUUGCACACAUAGACAAUAGGAAUACAACACAGUAAAA
Molecule: messenger RNA, 3047 nt
Organism: Triplophysa rosa
Lineage: Eukaryota; Metazoa; Chordata; Actinopteri; Cypriniformes; Nemacheilidae
Gene: hyal6
Product: hyaluronoglucosaminidase 6
Exons: 5
Coding region: 77-1639 (520 amino acids)
Biological process (GO): hyaluronan catabolic process; carbohydrate metabolic process
Molecular function (GO): hyalurononglucosaminidase activity
Source: RefSeq, a predicted model, not a curated record